AUGCAAACUGAAGUUGCUCCCUGCACAGAAGGUAAAAUGUUAUUUAAAUGUAGAUCAAAAUUAAAAGGACACUCUUAUUAAGAUGGAUAAUUAAACAAAUGAAGAAGACAUUUAGAAUUAAAAUGAAGCAAUGGAUAUUGAGGAUAAUCAUUCCAAUUAAUAAAAUUAGAGUAAGAAAUGUAAAUAUCUUUUCUUAGGAAAAAGAAAAUAAAAUAAUGUUUAAACAAAGCCAGAUCUAAUUAUUAAUGAGAAGAGAUAAAGAAAACCACCUUAAAAUGCAUUUGUUUAUCGUGAUCCAUCUCCAUAAAAAAUUGUGGAAAAAAAAAAACCUUAAAAAUACUAAAUAAGUUCAAGAAUGAAUGAAAUUUGUACAAAUAUUGAGAAAUGGGAGUAGUUUUAGAAAAGCUUAAACAAAUUAGGAUAUCCUAGUAUAGUUUUAGAUCAAGAAAAAAUUAAUGAUUUAUUAAAAGAUUACGAUUAGAAAGAUGAAGCUGGUAAAGAAUAUUAUUUGAAAAUGAUUCUUAAAAUUGUUGGAGAAUCUAUGUGUUCUAAUGAUAAAACUGAUAUUAAUCAAUAGAUAAAGAAUAAAAUUGAAUAAUUAAUUUAAAACAAGAACAUUAUAAUAAAUUGGACGUUAUAAAAGUGGGAAGAAUAGAUUAAGUCAUUUUUAGAAAUUAGAGCUGAAUUAAAUGAAGAUAUCUAGUUUACAUCUCAUUUUGAUUUUUAAGCUUUGCAAGCUCUUAUUGGAAAUAAUCUACCUAAUUAUAUAGAAGAAUCUAAAUUGAAUAUUACAUUAAUUGCAUUGAAAUCAAAACAAAUUGAUGAUUUAAAAAAAGUAUGUGAUUUAAAUGAAUUAAAAAAUGUAAGAUUAAUAAGAGAUUAUUUGAUUACUUUAAAUUAAAGAAUAGAUUAAUUAAAAAAACUUAAAGAGAAAAUAAAUUUAAUAAAAAAAUAAGAAGAUGAAAAUGAUAUUAUAGAAUAACAUAAUCAAUAGGAUUCUAAAAUUUUAGAAUUUAAAAAUACACCAAUUAAAUUUCAUUAAAAAACAGAAGUUAAAUUAAAGUCUAUUACAACUUAACCUAAGUAAAAAUCAAAACCAUAAAACCUUGAGAAUAUAGAAAAUAAUUAAAGUAAUGAAAAUGAAUAAAUAAAUUCAUAAAUAAACGUAUAAAGUGAAUCAAAUUAAGCAACAGAAUAAAAAAUAAAUGAAAAUAAAUAAAAUAAAAAGAAAGAAAAGGAAUAAUAAAAAUAAGAGAAAGUUACUAAAGGAGCACUUGAUAAAUAUAAAUUUAAGAAACUAGAAAUUUAAGAAAUUCCAACUUAAUUUAAUAAAAUAGAAACAUAGAAUAAUUAAUUUGAAACUGUGUCUUCUCCAAAAGAUAACAAUUAAUAAGUACAAGAUAGAGAUAUUUAAUAAUAAGAUUCAAAUGAACCAUAAUAAAAAUAAUAAUAAUAAUAAUAAUAAUAAUAAUAAUAAUAAUAAUAAUAAUAAUAAUCAUAAUAAUAAUAAUCAUAAUAAUAAUAACCUCAAAUUACAGGAAAAAAUCUUAAGCAUUUCUUUUUUGAAAAGAAAUAAUAGGUUGUUCAUAAAUAAGAUGAAUAUUAACGAAAAUAAUUAACACCUUAUAGAAUGGAAUAAUUUGAAAUUUUGAUUGAAAAAAUGGCUAAUAUGCAAUUGCAAGAAGAAAAAAUAUAAGUGUCAUUAAAUGAUUAUAAUAGUGAUGAGAUUGAAAUUUAAGAAACAAAACCAUAAUAAUAAUAAGUUAGAAUUAGAAAAAUACAUAUUUAUAUUGCAGAUUCAGAUAAAGAAUUUAAUGGACAUUAAUUUAUAUAAUUAAGUCAAGUCAUCAGACCAAGAGCUCCUUUCUUGUUAGGUAUAUCUAUAUAAUGAAUAUUUAGAUGAUUAAAUUGAUUAUGAUAAAGAUUCUUUAGAUGAAGUUGAGGAAAUGUUAGCAGAGAACCUCUCAGAUGUCAAUGACUCUGAUGAAGAUGUAAGCGAGGAGAGUGAAUAAAAGGAUAGUUUUCUAGUAGAUGAUAAUCAUCUAUCUUAAGAUGAGAUUGAAGAUCCUGAAGAAUUACUAAAUAAUAAAUGCAUUGCAAAUAAUACAUAAGUUUAAAAUGGAAUAGUAUACAUUAAAUUCUCAUAAAUUGAACCAAUAUUCUUUGAAACUUAUAAAGCCUAAUACAUUCCUUAAUUUUUUACUACAUAACAAUUAAAAGAUUAAAGUAAUGGAAAUAUUUUAUAAAAUAUUGCAACUUAAUAAGGAAAUAACAAUAAAUCAAUUUAAAUUCCAAAGGCUAAAAUGAGUUUUAGUAAUAAUAAUUAAAAAAAACAGAACAAACCAAAAAAAUAAAAAGCAAACACUACUAAUGAUUAAUUAAAUUAAAGUUCUUCUCUAUUUUCUUAAAAAUCCUCAUCAAAUAAUAAAUCUCAAGUAGAAAAACCUACAAUAAAAUAAUAAUAAAAAUCUUAGACAAAAUUAGAUAAUAAGGUUGAUGAAGAGAAAAUACAAUAAAAAGCUGAUGAUAAUAAUAAUAAAUGCUAAUAAGAAUAAGGAGAGGAUCAACAAAGAGAAUAAGAUAAUGAAUAGAAUCAAAAAUUGUAAUAAAACUUUAAUGAUGAAAACUUAUAAUGA
Paramecium pentaurelia is the source of this 2636-nucleotide messenger RNA. Lineage: Eukaryota; Ciliophora; Oligohymenophorea; Peniculida; Parameciidae. The record is from the annotation of a GenBank genome assembly.